AUGAUUCUCCCCUCUCCGUUCACCUGGAUCGAUCUCGCCGUGUCUAUCGCAGGAUGGGUCGUUUUCGUUGUUGACCACGCUGACAACUCCUGGGCGCCUACUCCAUACAGUCAAGCGAGCAUGCUGCUGAUAGCCACGAUAUAUGUCUAUCCCAUUGUGUCGUUAUUUUCUGGUCUGAGCGGGAGAAACACCCCGGAGAGGAACGAGGGGGGCUUUGACGGCGGUCACUAUUUGCAUUCGCUUGUUGGAAAUUCGUUGGCGUUUUGUUGGCGUCCUUAUUGA
Messenger RNA from Penicillium chermesinum, 282 nucleotides. RefSeq lists its product as uncharacterized. The record is from RefSeq and is a predicted model, not a curated record. The transcript has a single exon. Lineage: Eukaryota; Fungi; Ascomycota; Eurotiomycetes; Eurotiales; Aspergillaceae. Bases 1 to 282 code for a protein of 93 amino acids.